Molecule: messenger RNA, 2534 nt
Organism: Penaeus monodon (black tiger shrimp)
Lineage: Eukaryota; Metazoa; Arthropoda; Malacostraca; Decapoda; Penaeidae
Exons: 6
Coding region: 1082-2032 (316 amino acids)
Molecular function (GO): acyltransferase activity, transferring groups other than amino-acyl groups
Source: RefSeq, a predicted model, not a curated record
GUUAUUAGAGAGUGAGUUUAUCAGAUAUGGCGGGCAGUUGUUAAUUACUUUUUUUCUGUCAGUUUAUCAUUUUGGGUUAAAUAAAUUAUGGUGAUGUCAUACCCUAAUUAAAUAAUUCAAACGGAGUUUGUUCCCGCCCCUCUCCUAAAGAAAGUGAGACAAAGAAGAACGAACGAAAAAAAUAAAAAACGAAAAAUAAAGAAAAAUGAAACAGGAAAAACACAACCGUAACUUAUCAUCUUUUCAAAUAUUUCCAUCCGUGCGUUCACUUGGGCAGUGCGCACCGUGGCGAAAUCAAGUGAAGUUUGACAAAACGAUUCGCGAAGCGUUGCGUGGCGAAGCGAGCUGGUUUGGAGGAAGUUCGCUUCGCCUCGAGGACUGUUUGGAAACAACGGAGAUGGCCGCCUACUCGGAACCUCUGAAGCCCCUCUGCCCGACUUGUAACGCAUAUUUCUUGGUUUUGGAAGAAGCUCAGGAACACAUAAUGACUUGUGACUUCACCCCGAUUGCCUGCCUAGCCGCUGGGUGGGCAAGCCAGCCCAAGUCGGUGCCGGUUUCAGAACCUGGUAAAUAGAGAUGGUGACUCGAUAAAAACACCGGGCGGAAGGCAACGGCAAACCACCGCUCUAAAUUGCCAAGAAAAUCAUGGAAAUCCAUGAUCGCCAACUUCCUUGUGGGACAGGGCACUUGAAAGAAGAAGAAACCUAAAACAUGGCUGUAGUUCAGAUAGAACUUCCGGGAGCGUCACAGUAGUUGGUGAUAAAAGUUGAUGAUAAUGUUACUGUUAUCUUUUAAUAACCGCGUAAGAUGCAUCCCAGUGAAAGAACAUAUGGGAGGAAGCUCCACAUCUCGAGCAGAAUAACAAAGGAAUACACGAGCAAAGCGCAUGAUUGGUGAAUGAAAGCGACGUACGAUAAUAGAGAUAAGUAGACAAAAGACGAAACCUUAUCUUUAUUACUCUUUCAAGAUAGUCGACGUUACGGGGCAAGACCUUGAACGACGAGGCACUCGACACUCAGGCACCAUCCCCACCGGCAACGCUGCAACACUCUAGACGCUGGGAGGAUUUGCAUUCAGCAAUAUGAGUGGUGGGAUCGCAACCAAACCAACUCAUAUGAUGCGUGAGGUGUCGUGUGAGGAACUGGCUGGCUUGAAAGAUCGAAUGUCCCGGUAUCUUCCUCAUUCAGCUUCUAUAUACGGAAUCGUCGACACAAAGCUCCGUCAUCCUUUGGUCCAAGAAUUCUCCACAGCUGUUUACGUUCCAGAGAGCCACCCGUCUUCGUCCUUGGUGGUGGCUACUCCCUCCUGCUCCACCGAUCUCCUGAAGAGUCUGACGGUGUUCUGGUGCCAGGAGGAGGAGGAUGACGAGGACCUGGCUCUCCUGCUGGCGUCUCUCCCGGCGUGUCGUUGGAAGGAGCCCCUGUUUUUUUACGCUUGCUCGAUUCCCGUGCUUCGUAAGCUGGAAUCUCUGUUAAAUUACGAGUGUCUGGCAGGAGGACAGACGGUUUGGCAUCGGAUGUCUGAAGGCAUGAUGUACAGUAUCAGGCGUGAAGAUCUGCAGGGGCAUCAGCUGCCCCCGGGUUUUACCAUGGGUCCCCUGAGGCCAGAGGACACGCUCACCGUCCGUUCGUGGUGGAAGUACAACUGGUCAGAGUCCUACGCCGCCCUCUCGGCUUUCAUCAAUCACUUACCCUCCGUCGGCGUCUUCACGGAGGACGAGGAAGGGGGCGCGAGCGAGGGAGACAGGAAGCUGGUUUCGUGGAUCCACCAGUACAAGAACGGCAAUAUGGGAAACACAUUCACACUGCCGGAGUACCGAAGGCUGGGUUUGGCUCGCUGCGCCACCCUCGCUCUCGCUCGUAAGAUCAUCGAGAGUGGCCUCCCCGCGAACCUGGUUAUUGAUGAGACAAACAUAGACUCCAUCCUAUUCCACGAAAAAAUAGGCUUCAAGAAACAGUGCGGCGUAGGAUGGAAUGCCAGUCUGCCUCUUGGAGUGGCGCUUGAAGAAGUUAUACGCGCGCGAAAUGAUUGAUGACUGUGUGCACGGCGAGAGGCUGUGGCAAAACCGUGGCAAAAAGAAAGAGUUUCAUGAAUAUGUGAGGAGUUGCUUGUCUAGCGGAUCUCGAUGACGCAAGUGUUAUUAGCCUCAAAAGUGAUUUAAAGGUCGAUAGAGAACUUUCCCUAACUGCUGCAUCUACCUCGCGAUGAACAGUGCCGGUACAGGAGCGAUAUUUCAUCUUAGAAAAAUAUGUCACUUAAGUUCUAUCCAAGGCAGUUAAUAGUGCUGAACAGAGAGCUGGUUCUCCCCAUGCUGAUAGAAAGAACUAGGAAAAAGAUAUACAUUUAUAUUGCAUUUAUUCAGGUAUUACUGUCUUACUCAUGUGACUUGCUCAAAUAUGUCUCAUAUACCAAGGGCCGAGAACAAGAAGGGCCAAUGUUGAUGUUGACAAAAACGCCUUUGAAAGUUUGCUCCGUUAAUUGAGAUUCAGAAAAUAAUAAUUCAUUAAGCAGAGUUUUUCCUGUUAGUAAUCAAA